GGUUACGGCGUGUAGAGGAGUGGCUUCACCCAUGCACCCAGCCACCCCCUGCCCCCCCCGGCAUGGGAGGACUCAGCCCAUGGCUAUAAAUGCGAGGAGGAGCUGUGCAGCCACAGCCCUCCCUCCCCGCUCCGAGAUCCUGUCCUGCUCAAGCCGCUCAGCCCACAGCCAUGGCAGCCCCCCUGGACCAAGCCAUCGGGCUCCUCGUGGCCACAUUCCACAAGUACUCGGGGAAGGAGGGUGACAAGAACACCCUGAGCAAGGGCGAGCUGAAGGAGCUGAUCCAGAAGGAGCUGACCAUCGGGCCGAAACUGAAGGACGCGGAAAUUGCCGGGCUCAUGGACGACCUGGACCGCAACAAGGACCAGGAAGUGAACUUCCAGGAGUACGUCACCUUCCUGGGCGCCCUGGCCAUGAUCUACAAUGACGCCCUGCUGCAGUACAAGUAGAGCUGAGCCAGCCACCGGGGUGACCCCCCCCCUCCCCAAUGCCUCUCUGAGGUCCAAUAAAAUUUCUUUUUGUAAAGUUUU
Messenger RNA from Cygnus atratus (black swan), 530 nucleotides. RefSeq names its product protein S100-A6. NCBI's taxonomy places the organism in Eukaryota, Metazoa, Chordata, Aves, Anseriformes, Anatidae. Gene Ontology annotation, cellular component: nucleus; perinuclear region of cytoplasm; cytoplasm. The record is from RefSeq and is a predicted model, not a curated record. Gene Ontology annotation, molecular function: S100 protein binding; calcium ion binding. The transcript has 3 exons. The coding region runs from base 90 to 449 and encodes 119 amino acids.